AGAAAAAAACAGCAACAACAACAACUAGUGAGGUUCGAAGUUGGAAGUUUAAGCACGACACUUAGCACCGGCAGCAGCAGAAGCAGAAGCAACUCAAUGUCAAUGGCAAGCACAAGUGUUAUUGUUGAAGAAGAAAAACAGUUGAUCCUGUAUUCGUAUUGGAGGAGUUCGUGUUCCUUUCGUGUCCGAAUCGCUCUCAACCUCAAAGGUCUCAAAUAUGAUUACAAAGCAGUUAAUCUGUUGAAGGGAGAACAAUCUCAUCCUGAUUUUCUCCAGCUCAACCCUGUUGGUUUUGUUCCUGUUCUUGUCGAUGGCCCUGCUGUUAUUUUUGACUCUUUCGCCAUUAUCAUGUAUUUGGAGGAUAAGUUUCCUCAACAGCAUCCUUUGCUCCCUACUGAUAUUCACAAAAGAGCUAUCAAUUUUCAGGCUGUCAGUAUUGUUUCUUCAUCAAUACAACCCCUUCAUAACCUAAAUCUCCUGAAGUACGUUGAGGGAAAAGUUGGCCCUGAUGAAAAACUUCCAUGGGUCCAGAAUGUAAUAAAAAAAGGCUUCACAGCCCUUGAAAAGCUAUUGAAAGAACACACUGGGAGGUAUGCUACUGGAGACGAAGUUUUCAUGGCGGAUAUAUUUUUAGCACCUCAGUUACAUGCUGCAUCUAAGAGAUUCAACAUUCACAUGAAUGAGUUUCCUAUUCUAUCAAGAUUACAUGAGACAUAUUAUGAGAUCCCAGCAUUCCGGGAUGCUUUGCCAGAGAAUCAGCCAGAUGCAAUGGGCUAGCUGAUUCAAUAAUUUGGGGCUGAUAUGACAGAAGUGCGACCUGAUGUUAGGUUGGAGAAAUUGCAGCAGGAGCUACUGAUUUAGCAGCUGGUUGAAUUUGUAACAAAGAUACAAGAUACUUUACGUAGCAGUAAGGUAUUCAAGUGCAAUCUAUUGCACGUAUGAGUUCGAUAAUCCUAGUGUUUAGUUUCCACAUCGUAUUCUCAUAUUCUCGGUCAAAUUUGUUUUUGUAUCUUUUGGUGGAAUUGUGUUUAUAGAUGUUUUUAACAUCUAAUGGAAAAAAACUUUGGUAAUUGAAAGAAGUUUUACAUUGGAAACUACAA
Messenger RNA from Medicago truncatula (barrel medic), 1100 nucleotides. Its product is annotated as glutathione S-transferase zeta class. Lineage: Eukaryota; Viridiplantae; Streptophyta; Magnoliopsida; Fabales; Fabaceae. Gene Ontology annotation, biological process: L-phenylalanine catabolic process; glutathione metabolic process. The coding region runs from base 97 to 777 and encodes 226 amino acids. Gene Ontology annotation, molecular function: maleylacetoacetate isomerase activity; glutathione transferase activity. The transcript is spliced from 11 exons. The record is from RefSeq and is a predicted model, not a curated record. Gene Ontology annotation, cellular component: cytoplasm.